ACACAUAAACCCCUUUGGUUUCCAAUAAGCUUUACUGCAAAUAAACAAACAAACAAAUGAAAAAAAUAUAAGACCUCCCUCAUGCCCUUGACAGAGUAUGGGGAAGAAGUAGCCGCCACCCUCUUUUCUCAUCAUCUUUCCUUCAUACCCAUAUCAGAGGAUGUUGCGUACAAAGCAAAUUGGUGUUCUCUCCCAGUCAGCCAGGUCUUUUUUCCUCAGUGGGACAAGAUGUAGCGCGGAUGGGGGUUCAUGCACGUGUUCAGAAGAUGAAGCUUGCACUUCUAGAAGGCAAAUCACUGCUGCAAAUGGAGCCCGACAUCCACAAACAGCAUCUUCCUUGGUGCCCAAAGCUUCCCCUAGAGUAUUGACUUCUGGUAAAACUGAGUCCAAGAUAGUUGACCAUCCAGCUUAUCACCCAUCAAAGUCAACAUCUUUGGCAAAACCUGAUUGUGUAAGUUAUGCUGAUGAUAUAGACACGAUGCAGCCGUCUGGUAUUACUACUGGUCAUUUUGUCAGAGCUGGGAUGGCAGCUGUCAACUUUUUAAAUGAUGUGGUUAGUUAUAAGAUUCCUAUGACUGAAGGGAGUUCAUUUGUUGACUCAAAUCAGAACUACGUGGUUGAAAAGGCCCGUCCAGCAACCGCUAAAACCUACAAGAAGGUUGAAGUAGGGACGACGACUUCAACUAACACCGCCAAUUCAUCAAACAUGAAAACUUACAAAAAGGUUGAAUCACAUACAUCUGCCCCAACAAGACCGAAUGCUAAAAUCUCUUCAAAUGUCAGUAAAGGCAGAUCAGAGAAGUACUCCUCAGGUAAAAGUCAAAAUUACAACGUGGUCAAAGGGGCAUCUAAAAAGUCAAAAGAUUGUGUAAACCACUUCAUGGUUGGUCAGCGUGCUCCAGAGUUCCGUACAGCCGAAAUGAUGUCUGUAAAAGAAACCCGGGGAGUAUCAACAAAGUCCGUUUCUCAAACAGGUCGUCAGUUUUCGGGUUCGGCUCAUAUGGUGGAGAGCGUUGGUCAGAUAUUGAGACAGCUGAAGUGGGGUCCUGCAGCUGAAGAGGCAUUAUGGACCCUCAACUGCUCUCUAGAUGCAUAUCAAGCGAACCAAGUACUCAAACAGCUUCAAGAUUCUUCUAUAGCUCUUAGCUUUUUCUAUUGGUUAAAAAGGCAGCCCGGAUUCAAGCAUGAUGGUCAUACUUACACAACCAUGGUUGGCAUAUUGGGUAGGUCCAAGCAGUUUGCGGCGAUUAACAAGCUACUUGAUCAAAUGGUUCAAGAUGGGCACCCUCCAAAUGUGGUGACAUAUAAUCGUCUCAUUCAUAGCUAUGGACGGGCUAAUUUCCUCAACAAAUCUCUUGAUGUUUUUGAUCAGAUGCAAAGAGAAGGUAUCGAACCAGACCGGGUCACGUAUUGUACCCUCAUUGACAUUCAUGCAAAAGCGGGAUAUCUUGAUGUAGCCAUGAGCAUGUAUCAGAGAAUGCAAGAAGCUGGGCUUUCACCAGAUACGUUCACUUUCAGUGUUAUAAUUAAUUGCCUGGGAAAAGCAGGUCACUUGGAUGCAGCCCUGAAACUGUUCUAUGAGAUGGUUGGUCAGGGGUGCGUUCCAAAUUUGGUAACUUAUAACAUCAUGAUUGCUUUACAGGCGAAAGCAAGAAACUACCCGACUGCAUUACAGCUUUAUCGUGAUAUGCAAAAUGCGGGCUUUGAGCCUGAUAAAGUGACUUACAGUAUAGUUAUGGAGGUUCUUGGUCACUGUGGGUAUCUUGAAGAAGCCGAAGCUAUUUUUGAAGAGAUGACCCGGAAAAACUGGAUCCCAGAUGAACCUGUUUAUGGGCUUCUAGUGGAUUUGUGGGGAAAAUCAGGAAAUGUUGAAAAGGCGUGGAGUUGGUAUCAGGCCAUGCUUAAUGCUGGUUUGCUUCCUAAUGUGCCUACAUGUAAUUCAUUGUUAAGUGCUUUUCUUCGGGUACAUAGGCUUUCAGAUGCAUAUAAUUUAGUACAGGGUAUGCGCAGUUUAGGAUUAAACCCUUCUUUACAGACUUACACGUUGUUGCUUAGUUGUUGUACAGAGGCGCAGACAUCUUUUGACAUGAUGUUUUGUUGCGAGCUGAUGGGAGUCACGGGCCACCCAGCCCAUGCUUUUCUACGGUCAAUGCCAUCCGCAGGACCUGAUGGGCAAAAUGUUAGAGAACAUGCCGGUUUGUUCUUGGAUCUUAUGCACAGUGAGGAUAGAGAGAGUAAGAGGGGGUUGGUUGAUGCAGUAGUGGAUUUUUUACACAAGUCGGGUCUCAAGGAGGAAGCAGGCUCGGUUUGGGAGGUUGCAGCCCAGAAAAACGUGUACCCAGAUGCGGUUCGUGAGAAAAGCUCGUGUUAUUGGCUUAUAAACCUUCAUGUGAUGUCUGAAGGGACUGCGGUGACUGCAUUAUCAAGAACAUUGGCAUGGUUUCGUAGAGAGAUGUUAUCAUCAGGUGUUUGUCCAAGUAGGAUUGAUAUAGUGACGGGUUGGGGGAGGAGGAGUCGGGUCACAGGGACCUCAUUAGUUAGACAAUCUGUGCAGGAGUUGCUCAACAUUUUUCGGUUCCCAUUUUUCACAGAAAAUGGGAACUCAGGGUGCUUUGUAGGCUGUGGUGAGCCGCUUAGUCAGUGGCUGGAUCAGUCUUAUGUCGAACGUAUGCAUUUACUAUAGGGUUGGCCGAGGUUUACAAUAAUAACAAUUUUGAUUAAUUGAUUGUGAUAAGGUGGUUUCCAUUCAUCAUGGGUUCUGGAGAAUUUGCUCAAGAACAUAGGGCUCUGAUAUCAAGAGUUUUUGCAGUGUUAGCGGUAGCAGUGAUGGUGGAUUAUUUCUCUCUUUUAUUAUAUGUAUCUAUGAUCAAGAAACAAAAUCAAACAUUAUUAUCAAUCAUAAUUAUUGUGGAUUA
Molecule: messenger RNA, 2915 nt
Organism: Erigeron canadensis
Lineage: Eukaryota; Viridiplantae; Streptophyta; Magnoliopsida; Asterales; Asteraceae
Product: pentatricopeptide repeat-containing protein At1g74750-like
Exons: 2
Coding region: 161-2683 (840 amino acids)
Molecular function (GO): protein binding
Source: RefSeq, a predicted model, not a curated record